This is a messenger RNA of Olea europaea var. sylvestris, 2063 nucleotides long. Its product is annotated as zinc finger protein VAR3, chloroplastic-like. Gene Ontology annotation, cellular component: cytoplasm. NCBI's taxonomy places the organism in Eukaryota, Viridiplantae, Streptophyta, Magnoliopsida, Lamiales, Oleaceae. Gene Ontology annotation, molecular function: mRNA binding. The coding region runs from base 220 to 1842 and encodes 540 amino acids. The transcript is spliced from 6 exons. The record is from RefSeq and is a predicted model, not a curated record.
GAGGUGUAUUUUGUAAAUUUCCCAAAAGUCAAUAAAACUUACAGUUGAAACGACUCCGUAUUGCUGUCCAUCCCCAUUCCCUCUUUUUAUUGAAAAUUCGGUUGUUUCUCUUCUAAUGUUGCCCCAACUGAUCUCUGUGUCAGUCUUCUCUCCAUAACAUAUUCUAGGUCUAUUUUCUAUCAAAUUUCCAAUUCAAUUGAAUAAUUAUGUGUUAAAAUAAUGUUGAAAUCAAAAUUUUACCUCAAAACCCUGAAAUCUAAUCUUCGAAAUCCCAAUUUUCAUCCACGUAUUUCGCUUUUGCACAGUCCCCCGUCAAAGAAAUCUUCACUCUCUAACCCUGCAAUUCAAUUCAUCCUAGAUGAAGCUCAAGAAUGUGGAAAUUUUAAACCGCCAAGCUCAAGAUUCCAGACCAAUUUAUCUGCAAAAAAUGGGGAAAAAAUAUUGCCACUUAAAAAUUUUGGCGACACUUCUAAGAUUCAGAUUUCACAUCCAUGGCCUGAAUGGGUAGACUUUAUGGAAAAGUUAUCGAAGAAUGGAUAUUUUGAGGGAAUUGGAAAUCCUUUUGGGAGUAAAAAUGAAAUGGGUCCCAAGGAGGCAAAUGUAAUAAGGACGGCUUGUUUGAAUUUUGCCCGGGAUAACUAUCAUCUUAUAAGAUAUUUGUCUAGGGAAGAUAUUCUGGUGGUUGCAGGAUCUGGAUGUCCGAGCACAGAUAGGAAAGUUGUUAACUCUGGAAAACGUCUAAGAGCUCAUGUGGGAAUUGAUGAAGGAAAUGCUUGCAGUUCCUGUAUAUUAAGGGGAGAUUGCGAAAGGGCAUAUGUCAAGGCACGUGAGGAUGAAGGUGGUAGGACUGUGGAUGUCAUGCGCUUUGUGUUGGCAUAUGGGCUUGAUCCUGUAUAUUGCUCUGUGGAGAACAAGCCAUGUUUGAACAAAAGGGUGAAGGAAGCAGUAAGAAAAUUGUUGAAAGAAAUUAUGGACUCGAGGACUGAGGAAUGUGAUGCUGAACCUCCGAGAGUGACUACCUCUAAAUGGGAGUCAUCUAUAGAAGGAAAUGAUGUUGAACAAGAAAGGAGCCAUAACCAGGUUCCAAUGAAGCAAGGCGACUGGAUUUGCCCCAAGUGCCAGUUCCUAAAUUUUGCUCGGAAUUUCAAGUGCUUACGUUGUAAUGGCUUAUUUCAAGAAAGACUAAGAAAAUUAUCAGAAGAGCAGGAUAAUCUUCCACCUAAGAAGGGAGACUGGAUAUGUGAUAAAUGCAAAUUUUUGAAUUUUGCUAGAAAUACAAGGUGUUUGCAGUGUAAAGAGAAGCCUCCAAAGAGGCAACUUAAUCCUGGGGAGUGGGAAUGUGAAUCGUGCAAUUACAUCAAUUUCAGAAGAAACAUGGUAUGUCUGAAAUGCGAUCACAAAAGACCGAUAGCAUCACAUGCUGCUGGCAAUUCCUCUCAACCUGUAGGUAAUGCUGUAAACAAUCAUCAGAUGCAGAAUUGGUUUGGGCAAGAGAAACAAAAUAGGGAUGAAGGUGUUAGUUCAUGGAAAUUUGUAGAAAGUGACAGUAAAGAUCACGCUGGCUCACACUCGUGGAAUCAGGUGCCUGAAUACAUUGACUUUCCAGUCGUUGGUGGUAAGAGUGAUUUGUCCCGUAAUGUGCAAAAGCAAGAGAUGUGGAAAAUGGAAGUGGCCGGCAAAAGCAGAAUUGCUUCCUGUGCAAGGGAAAAUGCUGGUGAAUUUAAUUCGAUUCAGGUAAAGAAUGAGUUUUUUGGGUCUGAUGAUGACGACGACGACGAAAUGGCUGACUGGUUUGGGCAUGGAAAAGAUCAAGUUGUUGGGGAUGGUGGUUUCAGCCAUUGAUUGAAUAGAUAUUUUGAAUCUCACUGCUGAGUUUCUGAGCUACAUCGAAUAAAGUUGGUUAAAUUAUCUUGAACUUUCCCAUUACAUGCAUUUUAGCAUUUUAGUUUUGCCUUUAUGAUAUUAAAGAACUACAAAAAUCAAAUAUAAAUCCUCAGUCUAACAUAUGUUUGGCUACAUGUAACUAACAACACGUCUAAUGCGAAUGUAGUCCCUUGCUGGAA